Molecule: messenger RNA, 2043 nt
Organism: Trypanosoma conorhini
Lineage: Eukaryota; Euglenozoa; Kinetoplastea; Trypanosomatida; Trypanosomatidae
Exons: 1
Coding region: 1-2043 (680 amino acids)
Source: RefSeq, a predicted model, not a curated record
AUGCAAGCAACCCGUGCUGGCGCUCACACCACGGUCGUCUUUGUGGGUGCAAUGAGGCAUCAUCCGCUGACGGAUCGACUUGUGGUGUUUAUUUCUUGUUGUUUUAAGGAGCUCUUGCUCUCUAACGCCAUACCCACGCCGCUUUCAUUUUGCGUCCCCCCCUCCCCCACUUUUUCUCUUUACGGCCCCGCCCUUGUGGAGUUUGGGUCAAGAACGCAGAAAAUGUCUAGUCACAGUAGUGACGUUUACGUCAUGGAGGACUCGGCGGCGUCGCAAACGGCGGGGUCCGCAGCCUCUCAGCCUGAGGGUCUGGUGCGCUCUUCUUCCUUCACCUCCUCGAAGUCGUCCAAUGGAGGGCGCGGCGGCCAGCCAGCGGCAGCGUCAGCGCGGGUAAUGUGUACAAUCGGCACAAACACGGAGCAGCAGGUGGAGGAAACUGUGAGCAGCCUGCUGCAGAGUGGCAUCAUGGGCCUUAUGCACACUGUCGCCGGUGAUGAGUUUGCCUACCAUAUGCUGCAAAAGAGCUCUCAGGAUGUUCAACGAGGUUGUGCCGAGAGGGUUAUAAGGGUCGCCCAAGGAGCGGUGGACGCUCUUCGUGAACUGACAAUGCGGCAAACGACGCCAAUGCGAGUGAAGGAGCCCCCGUCAGGAGUUGUCGUGGAGGAUGUGGGCGCCGAACCUGAUUGGCUAACGGAGCUGCGGCUUUCAAUGGCAAAAACCGAUAGUCUUCUUGAAGACAUAACCAAGCAGACCGAGGCUGUGUCGACAGCCGUGGAUGCGGCAAAGGCGACAGGUUCAAUUCCAAUGGUGCCGGCAGCUAUGCCAACGGUGCCUCCUCCUUCCUUACAACAGGCACCUUCUUUCUCACCUCCUCCGCAGGCUGAGACGGAGCGCAUACAAGAACUUGAGCAUGAGCUUCGAAGCAUGCAAGAACAGCUGGCAGAGGUACGUGUAGUUUUCGCGAAGGAAGGGGUUGAUAGUGUGAUGCCGCUCUACAGUGAACUACUGUCUUUGCGCGGUGCCAAGAGAGAAGCCGCAUUGCGAGACGUGGAAAGCACCAUGGCCUACCUUGCUACCCAGCAGUGCUGCUUUGAGCAACAGCUGGAGACAAUCGAAAGGCGCAAGCGUGCUCUUGACCUCGAAUCUUGCCGUCGCUUCUACCAGGGCGGAGACGCCGUGGUCGGUUUGGCGGCGGAUGUCGAAAAGUUGGCACAGCUCGGCCGUCAGAUUAACUUGCUUCGUGAUGAGUACCGACGGCGUGCGGCGGAGGUUGACCCCACGGUCGCUACCACCUCCACUGCGUGCAGGGGAGAAAAAAGGCAACGCACCUCCGAAGAUAGUUUCCGCGUCCUCCUUGAUCGCCAGUCCGAAAAAGAUGAAGAGCUCAUGGCGUUACGCGAGGAACUGAACACGCAACGAAGAGAAACGGAGGAGUGGAGGAGGCGCUACGAAUCCGCCGUUCAGGCGAUGAGCCCGCCCCAGCAGAGUACGUUCUUUACUUCCUUGUUGCGCGACGUGGAGGGUCGCGUCUCCCAGGAGGCGUUUGACAGGUGCGCCCUCUUGUGUCGGCUUUUCGGGUGGGAGCUGCUCGAGCUGAAGGAAAACACUGUUUCGCUUGCGCGUCUCGGGUGUGCGGAGGAACAGCUGACGCUGCCAAUGCCCGAAGCCUCGGGGGCUGAGAGGAAUGCCGUAGCAAGAAGUAUUGUAUUGGCGAAGAAGGUGUUAGAGGGCUCGGUGGUGAAGCGAGGCGAGCGGCAGGAAAGCCGGCACGCUGACGAGGAACAGUAUAAAGAACCCGGGGGUAGGGCGUCCACUCUGGAGGCGAAAGAGAACGCCGAGGCAGCGGCGACAGAUGUGGCGAGGGAGGCGACGCCGUUGCAGGGAGACGAGGACCGUGAAGUAGACGAGAGAGGCGAGGGUGCGGAUGAAGCAGGCGCAGAAGCGUCUUCGCAGGAGAACCCUCUCUUAGAAGAAGAAGACACACCGGACUCACCUGCUAAUUUGGAGCCUUCCUUCUACAACAGCGGUCUGUGGGAAGAAUGA